Molecule: messenger RNA, 1641 nt
Organism: Fonsecaea multimorphosa CBS 102226
Lineage: Eukaryota; Fungi; Ascomycota; Eurotiomycetes; Chaetothyriales; Herpotrichiellaceae
Exons: 2
Coding region: 1-1641 (546 amino acids)
Source: RefSeq, a predicted model, not a curated record
AUGCGCCUAUUGAAAGUCGAUGGUCAGGGUGAGCUGAGCCUGACUCAAGACUUGACCGAAGACAUCCCGAGCUACGCGAUCUUAUCGCACACUUGGGCGACAGAUAAGGGGCACGAAGUUACCUUUGACGACAUGAAAGGCAAUAAGUCGAGAAAUCGACAGCGAAAACAGGGGUAUACUAAGAUUCAGCUCUGUGGUAUACAAGCCCAAAAGGAUGGUCAACAAUAUGUCUGGGUGGACACAUGCUGUAUCGACAAAAAGGCCUCCUCUGAGCUCAACGAAGCUCUAAUUUCGAUGUUUCGCUGGUACCAAAAUGCAGAAGAGUGCUAUGUGUAUCUGCCGGACGUAUCACUGGAUAUGAACAACGGAAAUCAUCCGACCGAGGAGAUAUGGCAAUCAAAUUUUCGGAAUAGUAGAUGGUUCACCCGCGGCUGGACGCUUCAAGAACUUCUUGCUCCGAAAUCAGUUCACUUCUUUUCACGUGAAUGGAAAUUGCUGGGUAACAAGCGUACACUCGAAAAACUAAUUCACGAGAUUACCCAGAUUCCUAUACCCGCUCUCCGCCGUGAGAACCUAAACAGUUUUAGUGUCUGCGAGCGGUUGAAAUGGACGGUCAACCGGAACACAACAAGGGAAGAGGAUAAGGCAUACUGCCUACUGGGCAUAUUUGACGUGUACAUGCCCAUCAUGUAUGGCGAAGGAACGAAUGCGUUUCAUCUACUCAAAAGCGAGAUCCAUAACCGAUGGAGGCAGAGCACAGAUGGAGAGGAGUUGCCUCUCGCCCUAGAUACUAGCCGCAGGGUGGUAGAAGAAGCAAAUGUCUCGAUUCGAGAACCUAUCGAGAGAAGCCGGAGAGGGAUUGAUAGAUCAAACAGGGCCGUACAAAGCAGCCAGCAAGAGAGUCAAACUGACCGCAGCGAGAUGAGCACACUCGAAAUUGGGGUUGCGCACCAUCUCAGUGCCUUGCACGGGAUAACAUUCGAAACCUUCGCCUUCAGCGUCAUUGUGGCCGUAUUCGACAACUGUGUUCAGGCUUUACGAAGAGCUAGAUGGAGCAUGGUUCAGAUGAUAGGUAGGACAGACCAGUCCAUGCAAGCGCUCAGGGAGACGCAGAGUGAGAUGGAGGCUGCCAGGCGGGUUGUUAUCUCGGAGUGUGAACACGUGGAAAAAGCGCAAACGGAACUGAAGCAACGAGGCUCCGUGGAGAGGGCUGAUGAUUACAGCUUAAGCUUGCUCUUCGGGGAAGGCCAAGAUGAUCCUGAAGAUACGACAGUCUACGACACUGAAACCCAUAUUGGCCGAGGCGAGAGUAGAGCAGCCUAUACCCCAGUUGAAACCAUAUCAUCUCAAACUGAACAGACCGAGACUCAAUCAGAUCAGAGCCCCCCACACUCCAACCACGAAGCCAUAGACGACGAAGCAACCGAAAAGGAGUUACUUCGAUAUCGGAUCAACGCCCUUCGAAGUGCAAACAAACAACUUAAGAGGAGCAUAAAGCAGAACCGGCUCGAGCUUCGAGAAAGGGAGAAUCAAAGGAGAUUACAACAACAGCGGAUCAAAGAGAUGGCGAGAGAAUCUGAGAGACUCAGACGGGAGGAGAAAGAGAAACGUCAAAGCUGGGGGUUUUGUACAAUUCUCUAG